CCCCACCACCAUUUUCCAUUACACAUGACUGACACACUAUCCUUCUCUCAUAUAUUUAUGCAUCUCUUUCCUUUACAGAUAAAAGUGCUUUGCUUGUUAGGUGAACCAGGCCUUACUAUCCUUUCUCUCCAGAUCUCUUCUUUUCUUUCUGAGCACUGCCCCUUUUAGCCGCUCCCCUUUUCUCUUCUGUUGUAAAUGCAACUUCUUUGUUGUUGUUAUUAUUGUUAUUUCUAACAUCUAUGGGGAAGAAAAGUGGAUCCUCAUGGCUCACCGCUGUUAAAAGGGCUUUCCGAUCUCCUAGCAAAGAUUCCGAUAAAAAGACUCAAAGAAGAAAUCAUGAUACUCAAGCUCAAGAUCUUGACGAGGAAGACGACAAGAAAAGGGAAAAGAGAAGAUGGCUAUUCCGGAAGCCCACCAGCGUCCAUGAAAAUGCAACAGUACAAGCAACCCAGCAAGCCAAGAUGAGUAAUUUGAGCGGCGGCCGAGUGGCUAGCGAUGCCACUUGUACAGACUCUGGGGCGUCGGAACAAAAGCAUGCCAUUGCAGCGGUAUCCACGGCUCCGGCGGCAAUGGAGGUGGCUUCGAUCAGUAGGCCGCCGGCUGGUCAUUCAAGGGAGCACUAUGCCGCUACCAUCAUUCAGACGGCAUUCAGGGGUUAUCUGGCCAGGAGAGCUCUUCGUGCACUCAAAGGACUGGUAAAAUUGCAAGCAUUAGUGAGGGGUCACAAUGUGAGAAAGCAAGCCAAAAUGACACUUCAAUGCAUGCAAGCUUUGGUUAGAGUGCAGGCUCGUGUUCUUGAUCAGCGCAUGAAGCAAUCUGACCAAUGCACCAGUCGAAAAUCUACAUUUAGCGACACCAACAGUGUCUGGGGCUCUCGUUAUCAUCAAGAUAUGUCUGACAGGAGAUCAAUGUCUCGAGAUGGAAGUAGCAUUGCUGAUGACUGGGAUGAACGGCCACACAGUAUUGAGGAAGUGAAAGCAAUGCUUCAAAAUAGAGCUGCUAGACGCGACAAGACUUUGUCGCAAGCCUUCUCUCAAGAGAUGAGAAGAAAUGGUAGGAAUUCAUCAAUGGGCAGUGAUAAUGAGGUUGGCGUUGGAGAGAGGCAGCAAUGGCUGGGUCCAAAAGCAUGGGAUAGCAGCAGGCCCAUGGGAAGAGCUUCAACUGAUCACAGAGAUGGUGUUAAAACUGUUCAAGUGGACACCUCUCAGCCUUACUCAAGCUUACCCCCUCCUAACCAUAUGAGAAGAUCUAGUUAUCAAUAUCACCACCACCAUAACCAACGAAAUUCCCCCUCUUCUGCUUCUCCUCUCCAUAGAGGCCAACACCAUCAGUCCCCAGCAGUAACAGUAACACCUUCCCCAUCCAAAACAAGGCCAAUACAAGUCCGUUCUGCAAGCCCUCAUUAUGUUAGAGAAGACAGAAGCUAUCACAGCACUCAAAGCCAAACACCAAGCUUAAGGUCUAACUAUAGUUUCAACACGGUCAUGUUGCAUCAUCAGCAGCAACAUGCAAGGGGUUCGACAAGUGGAGGAGGAGGAGGUCCAAUGCCCAAUUACAUGGCUGCAACCGAGUCAGCCAAGGCUAGGGUAAGGUCUCAGAGUGCACCCAGACAAAGGCCUUCGACUCCCGAGAGGGACAGAUCCGGAUCAGCCAAGAAACGGCUCUCGUUCCCGGUUCCAGACCCGUAUGGUGGUGGAAAUGGACAGGAUUUGAGGAGUCCAAGCUUUACCAGCGUCAAUCAAGCAUCAUAUGCAUACAUGGGGAUGGGGAAUGAACAGCAGUCCAAUUAUUCAUCGUAUUAUACUGAGAGCAUCGCAGGUGGCGAGGUGUCUCCUUGUUCAACCACUGAUCUUAGGAGGUGGACGUUGCGGUGAUAAAUCUUAUUAAAAAUCUAACUCGAGUGUUGAAAGAGUAAUUUAGUUUGAUGAUUGCUAAUUCAAUUAAUUAGUUUUGGUCAAGGGAGAAAGGGUACGUUUGAAGUUUGGUGUGAUUUAAUUAAUUAAUUUUAAUAGGGCGAGUUGCUGUUUGCAGUUUAAACUUUUGAUGUAAAUGCGGUCACACUCACAUGCAUCCUGCACAUUGUGUUGAAUAAUAUUAAUAUAAUAUGUGGGUCUUGGCGGAAGG
Molecule: messenger RNA, 2124 nt
Organism: Lactuca virosa
Lineage: Eukaryota; Viridiplantae; Streptophyta; Magnoliopsida; Asterales; Asteraceae
Source: the annotation of a GenBank genome assembly